AUGAAGAGCAACGCGCUCUCCCUCCUCACGCCUCCGAGAAGCAGCGCCAGGCUCUCCACCUCGACAACCGCUGCAGCCCGCAGAAGGUUAAACAGCGACGUUGUGCUGCGCUCCCGGGAUCCCAAAGUUCUGGCCAAGGCGUGGUCCAGGAGUGAGGAGAGGCAGCGCCCAGCCCUGAGGAUGGCUGUGAACGAGACAGAUGACUGUUCGCUGAUGAAGGGUGCCCUAGAAAAGUAUUAUCUUUCCACCAUGUACAGCCUUGAGUUCAUUUUAGGCUUCACUGGAAACACCAUUGUUGUGUUUGGCUAUAUUUUCUGCCUGAAAAACUGGAAAAGCGGCAACAUCUACCUGUUCAAUUUAUCAUUAUCAGAUUUAUUAUUUCUGUGUACUCUUCCAGUACUUGUGAACAGCUACUCCAGAGGUCAAUGGGCAAAGGAGAGCAUCUUCUGCCACAGCAAUAGAUUCCUGUUGCAUGCAAACCUGUACAGCAGCAUCCUUUUCCUCACCGUUAUCAGUAUUGACCGAUACAUGCUCAUAAAAUAUCCUUUCAGAGACCAUUUUCUGCAGAAGAGGAGAACGGCCGUUAUUGUGUCUGUCGCCAUAUGGACUGGGGUGAUACUGGAACUGCUGCCAUUGAUGUAUUUCCUGGAGCCUAUAUCACCUGCCAAUAAUUACAAGUGUCUUGAUUAUGCGAGCUCUGGAGACCCUGCGGAAAACCUCAUCUAUAGCAUGUUUCUGACUGUCUUUGGGUUCCUUAUCCCUCUUGUGAUCAUGUGCUGUUUCUACGUGAAGAUGGUUCUUUUUCUUAAAAACAGGAGUGAGCAACUCAGUUCCCUCCUGACACUGGAAAAACCUUUUACUUUAGUCGUCCUCACAGUGGUUAUCUUCUCAUUGCUCUUUACUCCCUAUCACAUAAUGCGCAAUGUCCGACUCGCUUCCCGAAUACCAGCCUUGAAUGUAUCUAAGUGUACGCAGAACAUCAUCAGCGCCAUUUACACCAUCACGAGACCCAUUGCGUUUUUAAAUAGCGCCAUUAAUCCUGUUUUUUAUUUCUUAAUGGGUGACCACUUCAGAGAGAUGCUGAUGGCAAAAAUAAGGCAGCUCUUGAGCAGGUUGACAACCACCAGCAAAUGA
Messenger RNA from Nipponia nippon (crested ibis), 1134 nucleotides. It is a transcript of the gene SUCNR1, whose product is annotated as succinate receptor 1. Gene Ontology annotation, cellular component: plasma membrane. The record is from RefSeq and is a predicted model, not a curated record. Gene Ontology annotation, molecular function: G protein-coupled receptor activity. Gene Ontology annotation, biological process: G protein-coupled receptor signaling pathway. NCBI's taxonomy places the organism in Eukaryota, Metazoa, Chordata, Aves, Pelecaniformes, Threskiornithidae.